UUUCUGUUGUUUUCAUCUUUUUCUCGAUUUUUUACGUUGUUUGUGGAAAACUGGUCGUUCUUCGUCCACUAGUUUGAUUUAAUUAAAAUUAUCACUCGGUUCCAUUGGUUUUCGAUUGCGCGAUCCCGAACGGUACGCCGUUGCUUCAUCCCCAGCUUCUUUCCCUUUCUUCUUAUCAGCUGUGGUCGUUCGAGACGAGACCGCUGUUUGCGAUAGGUCGUGCGCUGGAACGCUCUCAAAAAAGAAAUAUUCGACUCUUCAAUUUGUCAUCAGCCGUUCCCGUACCCAAUAAUCGGGACAAGUUGCGACGAGAAAAAGCAGUGAUGAACGCACUGUUCUAACCCGAUUAUCGCUCGCCAACAAGUGCUGAGACUCGGCUCGUUCCCGUAGUAUGGUCAGUCUGAUUCGGAACUUUGCAUCCAACUCGGGCGGUCGGUUUUUAGAUGAUUCAUCGAGAAUGGACGACACUCUAGGAUCGCAAGAGCCAAUUUUGGCAACACAGGAGAACGGAGACUUUGAACCAUUUUACACGGCUCCGGUUUUCAGCUUCCAUCUGCUGGUAUCAAGUAUCAUCUCAGUAACUGGAAUAGCAUUGGCAGCCACCUGGGACGAUACUAGAAGAUGCGAGGCGUACUUCAUCAUGAUGUACCUAAGGGUCGCAUUCUGGAUAAUAACCUACUUGGUUGACUAUCUGGUGAAAAAGCAUCACAGAGCACUAGCUAUGAAAGGGUAUCUUGACUUUAACCGGGCUACGAAACACCACAGCACGGUCCCAUUGCAGAUCGUUUCACUGUGGAACACGUUUCUGCUAGCGAUCCACACCCUCAUGCAGCAUUACUAUGGGGAGGAUUUCGGAACAAAGUGCAUCGUCCUCGGAUGGCUAUCUCCGAUCGUGUACAUUACAGCUUUCUCGUGCCUUGAAACCGGUGUGCUUAGUAUCGUGAACGGAUCUUACAUAGCUAAAGUACGCCGCUUCAAUCGCACCGCUGCGCCACCAGAUGCCUUGCAGGAUAAUCGCGGCAUGAGAGGUGGCUCGGUUGGACUUACCCAACGUGGACUGAGCACCACGGAGCUGCUCGAAAAGCAAGCGGACUUGAUCAACUAUCUUAAGGAUCACAACCUGAAGCUGAACCAAAAGAUCAUGCAAAUGAACGCCCAAGUACGAACUGUCACCUUUCCCGGAUAGGCCAAAAUCUGACGGUAGGUUGUACGAACUACUUAUCAUUCAGUGUGCAGUGAGUAAGCAGUGAUAAGAAUUAGCAUUCGAUAGAAGAAACCAAUAGGCAAUUGGCACGAAAGAAGAUGUAAACGAUACGGUAGUCAGCUUUAGCGAUAUACAGGAGACAUUCAACAUUUGUGAUUGUGAAAAGUGUGUGUAUUGUUUCAAGGAAUAUCUUGAGCGAGUAUGGUUCAAUACCAAUCGGACUGAAAAAUGCAUUAGAACUGGUGCAGAAAAAAAAACUACUACUGUGUUCGAUAUUCAUCCAAAAAUCUGUGGAUUGACGUCGAUGAAUUCAAUAAGACAUAAGGAUCAUUUUUUUAACCCGCUUCGUUUGAUGUUAAAAUGGAAAUUUACCCCACAAAAUGCAGUUCCCUUUUCGUUAGUAUACAACUGUAGAUAAAUCAGAAACCAUUUGCUAGGUUCCAUUGUAUAAAUGAUAUGAUAAUAAUAAUUAUUUGAGAAGGGCAAUAAAUGAUCAGGUAACUAACUAUGUUGCUGAACACUACCAA
Anopheles darlingi is the source of this 1731-nucleotide messenger RNA. Its product is annotated as transmembrane protein 192. Gene Ontology annotation, cellular component: late endosome; lysosomal membrane. The transcript is spliced from 5 exons. NCBI's taxonomy places the organism in Eukaryota, Metazoa, Arthropoda, Insecta, Diptera, Culicidae. The coding region runs from base 392 to 1186 and encodes 264 amino acids. The record is from RefSeq and is a predicted model, not a curated record.